AUGCUUGCACGUACUCAGGCCAUCGUCAGAGCUUCUGAAGUUUUUGCCCUCGCCGGCAGAAGUGCUUCUUCUGCCGCUGCAGGCGAAAAGAAGGCUGGGAAAAGAAUUAAAACUUUCGAAAUCUAUCGGUUUAAUCCUGAGAAGGCAGGAGCAAAGCCAGAAAUGCAGAAGUUCGAUAUUGAUCUUGAUAAUUGUGGAAAAAUGGUGCUCGAUGCUCUGAUCAAGAUCAAGAAUGAAGUUGAUCCUACCCUAACGUUCAGAAGAAGUUGUCGUGAAGGAAUUUGCGGCUCUUGCUCCAUGAACAUUGGAGGACAGAACACUUUAGCUUGUAUUUGCAAAAUUGAUGAAGAUACAAGCAAAAGUACCAAGAUCUACCCUCUUCCCCAUAUGUUUGUCGUUAAGGAUCUUGUUCCCGAUAUGAACCUUUUCUACGCUCAGUAUGCUUCUAUCCAACCAUGGAUCCAAAAGAAGGACUCCAUUAAUCUGGGAGAGAAACAACUUUAUCAAAGCAUCGAAGAGAGAGAUAAACUUGACGGAUUAUACGAAUGUAUCUUGUGUGCUUGUUGCUCCACAUCCUGUCCUUCUUAUUGGUGGAACGCUGAUAAGUACUUGGGACCAGCUGUUCUUAUGCAAGCUUACCGAUGGAUCAUUGAUUCACGUGACGACUAUGCCGCCGAGCGUCUUCAUCGCAUGCACGAUUCUUUCUCCGCGUUCAAGUGCCACACAAUCAUGAACUGCAGCAAGACUUGUCCUAAGCAUCUCAAUCCCGCCAAAGCUAUUGGAGAAAUCAAAUCCCUACUUGUUGGAGUUACUUCUAAGCCAGCUCCUGCCCCGACCCCAGCUAACUUUUAG
Messenger RNA from Auanema sp. JU1783, 852 nucleotides. NCBI's taxonomy places the organism in Eukaryota, Metazoa, Nematoda, Chromadorea, Rhabditida, Rhabditidae. The record is from the annotation of a GenBank genome assembly.